Medicago truncatula (barrel medic) is the source of this 1633-nucleotide messenger RNA. Its product is annotated as nuclear transcription factor Y subunit A-1. Gene Ontology annotation, cellular component: CCAAT-binding factor complex. Gene Ontology annotation, biological process: regulation of DNA-templated transcription. The coding region runs from base 176 to 1165 and encodes 329 amino acids. Gene Ontology annotation, molecular function: DNA binding; DNA-binding transcription factor activity. The record is from RefSeq and is a predicted model, not a curated record. Lineage: Eukaryota; Viridiplantae; Streptophyta; Magnoliopsida; Fabales; Fabaceae. The transcript is spliced from 6 exons.
UACUAAAUUCAGAGAACAGUGUUUCUCUGUGUGUGCGCGUGAAAGAGAGAGAGAGGGAGAGAGAAGAAUCAGAUUAGCCCCUUUGAAUUUUCAAUUUCAAUUUCAAUUUCAAUCAGAAUCACAAUACUAAAAAAUCUAGGGUUCUUUUUUCCUUCUUCCUCAGGGAUCUGAGGAUAUGCAACCCAAGUCCGAAACUGCAAAUCAACCGAGGUCAGGUCCUCAUUCCUUUCAGCCCGGUGGUGUUUACUCCGAACCUUGGUGGCGUGGUGUUGGAUACAAUCCUGUAGCGCAAACAAUGUCUGGUGCCAAUUCAUCCUCUCUUGAUUGUCCCAAUGGUGAUUCAGAAUCCAAUGAGGAAGGCCAGUCUUUGUCCAAUAGUGAGAGGAAUGAGGAAGAUGAUGAUGCUGCUAAGGAUUCACAGCCUGCUGCUCCCAAUCAAUCAGGAAAUUACGGACAAGAACAAGGAAUGCAGAAUACUGCAUCAUCUGCAGUUAUUCGCGAAGAAUGCCUCACACAGACUCCUCAGCUGGAACUUGUUGGUCAUUCAAUUGCAUGUGCUACAAAUCCUUAUCAGGAUCCAUAUUAUGGUGGCAUGAUGGCAGCUUAUCCUCACCAGCCGUUGGGAUAUCCUCCUUUUAUAGGAGUGCCUCAUGCCAGAAUGCCUUUGCCCCUUGAGAUGGCUCAAGAACCUGUUUAUGUGAAUGCCAAACAAUACCAAGGAAUUCUGAGGCGAAGACAAGCUCGUGCUAAAGCAGAGCUUGAAAGGAAGCUCAUAAAAUCUAGAAAGCCAUAUCUUCAUGAAUCUAGACAUCAGCAUGCUUUGAGAAGGGCAAGAGGCACCGGAGGACGAUUUGCAAAGAAAACUGAUGGUGAGGCCUCGGGAAAGGAUAAUGGCUCUGGUCCAGUCUUGUCGUCGCAAUCAAUUAGUUCAUCUGGUUCAGAACUUUUGCCUUCAGACUCUGCGGAAACCUGGAAUUCUCCCAACAUGCGACAAGAUGCAAGAGGAUCAAAUGAAAAUGGUGGUAGCUCCUACCAUAAUAACAACAAUGGUAUGCAAUCUUCAAGGUAUCAGGGUGAAAGAGUGGAAGAAGGGGACUGUUCAGGGCAGCUACGUGUAAGCAUCUCCUCGAACGAGGCAUCGCAGAGGCGUCUUGCUAUUCAGUAGACCCCCCUUCCUGCAUGGGAGGGAUAGAUGCUGAGGUUGGUUUUGUAUAUCCUAGUGAUAUAUUUGGUGAAUGAGUACCUUACCUUGGUUAUCUUCUUGGCAAUAUAUAUGCCGGCAAAUCAUUCUUGGCUUUUGUUCUUGUGUUUAUGGUGUGAAUGAUAUAAUAUGGGGGGGAGAAGAAUGGUGAUUGGGGUAUAUGAUUUCUGUUGAAGUCUCAAGCAAUCAAUCAAUCCUUCAAUCUUAUCUCAUUUUUGCAUUUUGUACAGAGUUUUAGUGGUAGUCAACUUCAGCUGAUAUGGAUGGUCAGGUCAGAAGACUGAAGAAAACAAACUCUUUUAUGUAGUACCAAAACUCUCUUGUUUCAUGGGUUUGUUCUGUAAACUUACCUGGUUGGUUGUUAAUGUUAACAUGAGACAUCAUUAUAAUAGAAUCAAACAUGCAUCUAGUUCUGGUCGCAUUUUCUAUUUA